Messenger RNA from Monosiga brevicollis MX1, 1002 nucleotides. RefSeq lists its product as uncharacterized. The record is from RefSeq and is a predicted model, not a curated record. The transcript has a single exon. Lineage: Eukaryota; Choanoflagellata; Craspedida; Salpingoecidae. Bases 1 to 1002 code for a protein of 333 amino acids.
AUGGGUUGUGGAAGCUCGACGGCGGCAGUGGUUCGGUCGUCGUCCGCCAACGCGCCGACGCAUCCCGUCCCUGAGCCAGGUCACAGCAACUCCGCCUCCAUGCCAGUGCAGUCAUCCCAGGCGUCUGCGGCGGCUGUUAUAGAUGCCGAGACCGAUGUUGCAGCGUUGCCAUCGUCUGGGCUGUCAAAGCACCGUGAGGACACGCACAGCACAGCUCAGAGUAGCACAACCACUUUUGACGCGUCGGCCUUGCCAGACGACGCUACCCUGGGCAUGAAUCGCACCAUCUCUUCAACGACCGUUGACGCCAUUGUGUGCGAUGAGGCCGAUGACCUCAUUCGCCCCGUCGUGGAUGCGAGUCAACCACGACUGGACACCGACGCCACGAUGGACUCGGACGCAAACGCGGCACCCCAGACUCCCGAAGCUGUUGUCACGAAAGAGCAGCGUGAUGCCACACCGACGAUUCAUGCGUAUGCUGAGGGCAAUGUAAAGGGUGAUGACGAUCGCCAGCACGAAGCAGCGGAUGCGAACGAACGAUCAAUGAUAGAGAGCGACAAUCCGCUCGAGACCACUUUUAUCCUCGAGUCAAGCUCGACCUUGCGUGCUUCUACCCCGAAGCGAUCUAGUGCCCUGGCCGACCCACUCACAACUGAUGGGGAUGAGACUAACCAGGCAGCAGCUCAUGAUUUAAUGACCCUGCAAACCUUGCCCUUGGAUGACGAUGGCCAGCUUUCUGAUCCCGAGACAGACCGCCCGGCACCCGACAGCGGCCUGUCCCGCACCGCCAGCUCCGACUCGUUGGCCAACUUCCGGCUCCAGGUCGACGUGGGUGGCUCCCUCGGCCGGCAUGACCCGCCCGUGGUUGCUGGAAAGCAAUCCGAUGAAGGGGAGGACGCAGACCAGACCAAUGGACUGGUGGACGAUGCUGAGCUUGACCGUCUCCUCUUGCUGGAGCAAGAGGCUGACCUCGCCGAUGCCGACGAGUUGAGCAACUGGUAG